Aphanomyces astaci is the source of this 852-nucleotide messenger RNA. RefSeq lists its product as hypothetical. Gene Ontology annotation, biological process: regulation of DNA-templated transcription. NCBI's taxonomy places the organism in Eukaryota, Oomycota, Saprolegniomycetes, Saprolegniales, Verrucalvaceae. The transcript has a single exon. The record is from RefSeq and is a predicted model, not a curated record. Bases 1 to 852 code for a protein of 283 amino acids. Gene Ontology annotation, cellular component: nucleus; chromatin. Gene Ontology annotation, molecular function: protein binding; histone H3K36 methyltransferase activity.
AUGCAGUCCGAACAACGCAAUCAAGGAGCUCGAUUACAACCGAGCACAGGGGCAUCGUCAAACCAACCUACCCAGGAAGCCCCUCCGGGACUCAUUGACCUGUCAAAUGAGCCGACCGCCGAGGACCAAGCAAUCGUGGCGCACGCCAUGAAAUCAUUUAAACGAGUCACAUCGAAACUCUCCAAGGGCGACACUCGUAUUGAACGACUGCGACUUGGUUACGAUCCCUAUCCCAAUCUUGCGGAGCUCCCUCGGUCCCCCAUCACGCGGCAGUGCAAGUGCUGGCUAAUUAAUGCUGGCGCGCAAGGAAUGUUAUGCGAUACGCUCGCAUGUGCCAACUCCUCGGAAUACGUUGUCUGUCCACCGGAUUGUACUUCGCGCCACCGCUGUGCCAACCAACGAUUUGACAAACACAACGCUGAAGCGCCACACGAAGUGUUUGUGACCCAGCGUACCGGUCUGGGAGUGAAGGCGUCCGAGGUGAUUCCGUUGGGUGCCUUUGUGAUGGAGUACAUGGGUGAGGUCAUUCGUGGCGAUGAGUUCAAGAAGCGGCUCACUCAAGAUACCGUUGAUGGCAAGCGGGACUUUUACUUCCUCAGUAUUCGGGACGACUACUUCAUUGACGGUCGCCUGUACUCGAACAGUUCCCGGUUCAUCAACCACUCGUGUCAACCCAACUGUGUUAUCGAAGUAUGGAAGAAAUGCGGCAUCAAGCGAGCUGCCUUGUACGCGUUGAAGGAAGUUGGCCGCUUUGAAGAACUCACGUUUGAUUACAACUGGUGGAAUACCUUUGAUGCAUCGAACUUUGAAUGCCGCUGUGGUGCAGAAAGAUGCACGCGUCAAGGGGUUUAA